AUGUCAGUUGAUCGGUAUAGUGGAUCCAGUGCUAGCGUAUCCGGCGCUAGCCAGAGUGAUGUCGAGAGACGCAGCUCGAGUCCUCUGACAUCCCCGCCUUCUUCCCAUCAAUCACCUUCUCCCUCAAAGCAGAGUAACCACACGCCUUCGUCCUCCCCACCAAAAGAACAGUCUGGCAACCAAGCUACAUUGCAAGCCCCUCUACUACUCGAGACGACCUCUGCUCAAAACCUUAACGCCUAUACAACUGCUACAGCCGAUGAUGCCAUAGACCCUGCCCUCAAGGGCCUUUCCGAUAGCUUCCCUGCUGGACCCGAAGAUCUGCAAGUUCAGGACCCGGCAUUGGAUGACUUUUCGUGGCUCCCCGACUUUGCGCCCAACAACCAGUCUCCAGCCGCUGUCAGCGGCGGUGCCAACCCUCUGUGGCCUAUCAAUACCGCUUUCAACUCUCUGCCUUCUACCCAGCCACCAUCGUCUACGAGCGAGUCACCCUCUUCCCCUCUUGCUCGAAGAGGUAGUGCAGACUGGUCGAACGGCGAUAACGCUACUGAUCUGGAAAGUCUUAUUGCUGGCUCUGUUGAAAAGCAAGGCGGCAAUGCCGGCAAAAGCACCAACAUCAGAGAGAGUGCCGCCAGUAGCGAGAGUGGAUUCGAGACAGGGAGGGAUGAUGGGGUGCCCCCUCCCAAAAAGAAGAGUCACGCGAGAAAGCAACCCGAGGGCCACAUCAAGCGAGCUCGAAAUGCAUUCAUCCUCUUCAGGAAACAUAUCACCGACUCCAACCUCAUUCCUCCGAGCGUGGAGGUCAAGCACCAGAACAUUUCUGUCGUGGCGGCUAAAAUGUGGAAAGAAGCUCCGCAAGAGGUACGUCAAGAGUUUCAAGAAAAGGCUCGCCUUGAGAAGGAAGAGCAUCAACGGAAGUACCCAGGAUACCGAUACCAGCCCGUCUUUCGUCGUACUGACAUCAUCCGCCGCCGGGUGAGGAAGGAUCCUGCUGAAGAUGAAAAGGUCGAUGCCGUGGCCGAUGCUUUGAUCAAGGGGAAGGCAGGUGGCGAGCUGGAAAAGGAGAUCAAAGAUCAAUUGGUCACAAGGAGCGAUGCUAGCGAGAACGAGUCGGAGACCUCUACGAAAAGUCGAAGCCGCCGAAGACGCGAAGUUGGACAGCUUUCCAAAGGUGCCGUCCGUGCCCAAAGAGCUCAAGCCCGUGCCAAGCAGAUGCGCCAGAACCUUCUCGGGUCCAAUUUGCUCAACAUGUCUCUCUACAACGCCGCCAACGCACGCCUCGCAUCCUCGACUGGCACGAAUGACUAUCAUGCUCGGCAGGAUGCUGCCGCCGCUGCUGGCAUGUCUCCCCCCAAUGGGGCCAUGAACGGGCCUCAUGGGCACACCCACCCAGGCAUGCAGUACGCCAUGGACUCUUACAUGCAGAUGGGCUAUGGCAUGGACGGCCGACCACUCCAGAUGGGUGGCAGCUAUUCAGGCGAAGCCUACGGAGGUAUCGCUCAAGGCGGUCCGGCACCCACGGGUGUUGAGAAUGAGAUGUACCGCCUGCCUCCUAUAGAUGGUAUGAUGGGUGUCGGCAACGGGUACGAAUGGCAGGCGCCUCCUGGAAUGGACUACUGGGAGCAAGGCGGUGUGGCACCAGACAUUGCCCCUCCUCCCCAGCAAGGCUAUGCAAUGGAAGAGGGUUAUUAUGCGCCAGGGUACGAGAUGGAGGGCGUUCCUGCCCAGCACAACAUGGAAUACCGACUACCUCCCUUGAUGGAAGCUUCGAGGGAAGAUGGACGAUCUUUCGCUGAAAGAGCCCCUGGAGACCUCAUCGCUAAUGCCUACGCUCAGGGCGAGAACGAGUCCAGGGACCUUCCAAGUAUGCGACAGUGGACACAUGAGGGCCAACAGACCCCCUCCAACCAUGUCAUGUUCAGCGAGCGACUAUUCGAUGGAGCACUUGGUAGUGCAGGGAUACCGGAGAGACCGGAAGGAGAUGACGCUUUGGGAAUAUUUGAUCAGGCUAUGGAGCAUGCGGGCGAGGUGGCACAGUGGUGA
Molecule: messenger RNA, 2043 nt
Organism: Cryptococcus wingfieldii CBS 7118
Lineage: Eukaryota; Fungi; Basidiomycota; Tremellomycetes; Tremellales; Cryptococcaceae
Product: specific transcriptional repressor
Exons: 5
Coding region: 1-2043 (680 amino acids)
Biological process (GO): regulation of transcription by RNA polymerase II
Cellular component (GO): nucleus
Molecular function (GO): RNA polymerase II cis-regulatory region sequence-specific DNA binding; DNA-binding transcription factor activity, RNA polymerase II-specific
Source: RefSeq, a predicted model, not a curated record